UCUGUAGUUUAAUCUAUUGUAUCAGUAUCUGUUUGUAUCUCUUUAAUCUAUAUCUGUAAGAUUAUUGUUUUGUGACAAUUUUGCAGGCGGCUUAUAGUUUUGAAUUUAUCAACUUGUGGGUAAAACCACAUUUUUUCUUGCAAUCUUUGUAUAAUAGCUUUUAAGAACAAUGCUUUGGUUGUUAUUUAUCAGCCUAAAUGCGGUGAUGUUUCCUUUAGUAAAGUCAGAGAAAAUAACGGACAUGGUCGAAUCUUGGGUUACAAUUUCAUCAGUAAAAACUGAACCCAGUGAUGAGAAAGGAUCAACCGUACUCCGUUUGACAACUGACAAUACCGAAAUCGGAAACAUCGAUUUAAUUUUGACCCAAAGAGGAAGCUUGCACAGUCCUCACUUGAAAUCGACGGUCACGAAAUGCCUUUACCAAGGAUACGUUUUAAAGGACAAAGUUGCCCUUAGCGAUAGCCCAGUUCGGAUCAAAUUCUGUGAUAAGAAAGAUCAGAAUAUUCGAGAACUUUCUGGAUUGAUUUCUCUGAAUGGAAAAGUUUUCACGCUGUACACUGACACUGCAAAUGGAAAAUGGAUCAUGUUUUCGAAUGAGCACAUUCGGAAAGAUCUGAAAAACGACGACAGAAGUUGCGAUACUGCAGAAGCCAAAGACGGAACAGGGCUUGGACCGAAAACGAGUAAUGAAGUUUCCAACCCCACGAAGAGCAGAAAUGAUUCGGAGUUAACAAACUCAACAAAUGGGCAGGACGCCCACGAAAGGAGCUAUGUGGAAAUCAUGAUGUUCCAUUCAUAUGAUUAUUACACAAUGUUCGGACCCUCAAAACAAGAUCUUCUGGACAGGGACAUAGAACUAGUUCACUUCGCCGACUUCUUCUACGCCGACAUAUCUGACAUCAACCUUCACCUCUCUCUGGUAGAUGUUCACACCUUCACAACUCCAAAAUCAGACCCAACAUUCAGUCACACAACCGAUGAUGGACUGCUGGAAAAGUUUAUGGACUACCACACAAGUAAUUGGAAAAGCUUCCCAACUCAAGACAACGCCAUUUUCCUCGUCGGCAACAAGAACUUUACUGAUAAUACGACUGCUAUUGGCAGGGCGUUCUUGGGAUCGAUUUGCAGUUUCGAAUACUCAGGCAGUUGGCUGAAAGAGUAUUUUCACGAGACAGCAUUGCAAGCGGAGAUUUUGGCCCACGAACUGGGCCACAAUUUCGGACUGAAUCACAACCCCACUGGCGUAGACGACCCCUGUAGUUGCCCCUCUGGCGAACAUUGUGUCAUGGAUGCCCCCGGUUCCUCCUAUGGGGCCGCAACAAUGUUUACGGAUUGUCAAAAAGCAGCCCUGAAGAGUUUCAUGGAACACGGUAACUCUAUGUGUCUGCACAAUGAACCUGUGCAACAUAUAGAUGCCCCCUUCUGUGGGGACUACAUUGUGAACAGGGAGGAGGGGGAGGAGUGUGAUUGUGGGGGAGUGGACACCUGCGAUGACCCCUGCUGUCACCCCAACACCUGUACACUCAUCACUGGUGCAUCAUGUUCGGCCAUGGAUCUCUGCUGCAACCCUGGAACCUGUCAAGUUCGCAGUGCUGGAUUCGUCUGCCGAGAAGAGAGCAACGAAUGUGACGUAACUGAAGUGUGCACUGGAACCAGUGCCGAGUGUCCGAAUGACGACUACAACAGAGCAGGCAUGGAAUGUACUGCAGAUGGAGCAUCGGGACACUGCUACGCGGGAAGCUGUCGAUCGGUUUACUCUCAAUGUCUUAAGUAA
Molecule: messenger RNA, 1774 nt
Organism: Symsagittifera roscoffensis
Lineage: Eukaryota; Metazoa; Xenacoelomorpha; Acoela; Convolutidae
Product: zinc metalloproteinase-disintegrin-like batroxstatin-2
Exons: 5
Coding region: 170-1774 (534 amino acids)
Biological process (GO): membrane protein ectodomain proteolysis
Molecular function (GO): metalloendopeptidase activity
Source: RefSeq, a predicted model, not a curated record